AUGGUUCGCUGCGACCCUGAGAUGCAGGACUGCAAGGAGGUGGUGUAUCAGUGGACGGGCAAGUGCACGCGGUGCAGCGGCACUGGGUACGUUUCGUUCCGGCGCAAGCGAGGCAAGGACUACACGGGCACGUGCAUCACCUGCUCCGGCAUCGGCUACGUACAGCGAUUCACAGUGCGGGAUAGCAUUCGGAACCCCAACUCGAAGGCAGCUUUUCUGCGUGUGGGAUCAUGGGAUGUGUUCCACCGCAGCAGCUCCGCUCAGGCGGCAGCAGCCCCUCAUCUCCCUUCACCCACAAUCACUUCUUCCCUCCCCCUCUUCCCUUACCAUCCCUUCGACUCCCCUCUCUUUCCCGGCCUCCCUCUUUCCUCUUCCUCCCUCCCUGCUGCUUCCACCACAGCAGCUCAGGCGGCAGCAGCUGCUCAUCUCCCCGCACUGCUGCUGCAGCAGCAUGCUUCGCCACCCACCCAUGGUAUAUCAGACCGCGUGAUCCAAGGCCCCCCACCACCCACACCGAUGGGCCCUGUGAGGCAAUACCUAGGAGCAGCAGGAGCAGCAGGAGCAGCAGGAGCAGCGCCAGCAACACCACCUGCCUCUACACCCUCCUCUCCCACGCCCUCACUCCCUUCCAACGCACUGCCCCUCUCCACCUCCUCCCCGCCCCCGUUCAUCCCCUCGCUUCCUCCUCCCGCCACCCCUAGCACCACCCCUUCCACUCGUCCCGCCACCGGCACACGGCCUAGGGACGAGCGAGGGGGCAUAGCCCUUAUGCCUGUCACGCUGCGCACGAUUUUCCAGGAGGAAAGGGCUGGGAGGAGGGAGGUGAGGGAGGUGACAAGGGUGGCAGAGGCUGCAGCGAUUUCAGCCGGAGGGGGAGGGGGGAAGGGUGUGAGGGAUUGA
Closterium sp. Yama58-4 is the source of this 900-nucleotide messenger RNA. The record is from the annotation of a GenBank genome assembly. Lineage: Eukaryota; Viridiplantae; Streptophyta; Zygnematophyceae; Desmidiales; Closteriaceae.